UUUGGGGUACACCCCUCUCGGGGUCGGGGUCCCGACGCUGUGGGGAGGAGGAGGCCCCGGAGUCUCGGCCCACGGUCGACAAAAAGGGCACCGGCCGCUGCCCGCCGCCAUGGGGCUGAAGGCCGCCCAGAAGACACUCUUCCCCUUGCGUUCCAUCGACGACGUGGUGCGGCUCUUCGCGGCCGAGCUGGGCCGAGAGGAACCGGACCUGGUCCUCCUGUCCUUGGUGCUGGGCUUCGUGGAGCACUUCCUGGCUGUCAACCGGGUCAUCCCCACCAACGUGCCCGAGCUCACCUUCCAGCCCAGCCCCGCGCCCGACCCCCCCGGCGGCCUCACCUACUUCCCGGUUGCCGACCUGUCCAUCAUCGCCGCCCUGUACGCCCGCUUCACCGCCCAGAUCCGCGGCGCCGUCGACCUGUCCCUCUACCCCCGGGAGGGCGGCGUCUCCAGCCGCGAGCUGGUCAAGAAGGUCUCCGACGUCAUCUGGAACAGCCUGAGCCGGUCCUACUUCAAAGACCGGGCCCACAUCCAGUCCCUCUUCAGCUUCAUUACAGGCACCAAACUGGACAGCUCUGGGGUGGCCUUUGCGGUGGUCGGGGCUUGUCAAGCCCUGGGCCUCCGUGAUGUCCACCUAGCCCUGUCAGAGGACCACGCCUGGGUUGUGUUUGGACCCAAUGGGGAGCAGACAGCCGAAGUCACCUGGCAUGGCAAGGGCAAUGAGGACCGCAGGGGCCAGACGGUCAACGUGGGCGUAGCCGAGCGGAGCUGGCUGUACUUGAAAGGUUCCUAUAUGCGCUGUGACCGCAAGAUGGAGGUGGCGUUCAUGGUGUGCGCCAUCAACCCGUCCAUCGACCUGCACACAGACUCCCUGGAGCUGCUGCAGCUGCAGCAGAAACUGCUCUGGCUGCUCUAUGACUUGGGACACCUGGAAAGGUAUCCCAUGGCGCUGGGGAACCUGGCUGACCUGGAGGAGCUGGAACCCACCCCUGGCCGACCAGACCCACUCACCCUCUACCACAAGGGCAUCGCCUCAGCCAAGGCCUACUACCGGGAUGAGCACAUCUACCCCUACAUGUACCUGGCUGGCUACCAUUGCCGCAACCGUAAUGUGCGGGAGGCCCUGCAGGCCUGGGCGGACACGGCCACCGUCAUCCAAGACUACAACUACUGCCGGGAGGACGAGGAGAUCUACAAGGAGUUCUUCGAGGUGGCCAAUGACGUCAUUCCCAACUUGCUGAAGGAGGCGGCCAGCCUGCUGGAGGCUGGCGAGGAGCGUCCCGGGGAGCAGACGCAGGGCACCCAGGGUCAGGGCUCCGCGCUCCAGGACCCCGAGUGUUUCGCCCAUCUGCUGCGCUUCUACGAUGGCAUCUGCAAGUGGGAGGAGGGCAGCCCCACGCCCGUGCUGCACGUGGGCUGGGCCACCUUCCUUGUACAGUCUCUGGGCCGCUUUGAGGGGCAGGUGCGGCAGAAGGUGCGAAUCGUCAGCCGGGAGGCGGAGGCGGCCGAGGCCGAGGAGCCUUGGGGAGAGGAGGCCCGCGAAGGCCGGCGGCGCGGGCCGCGGCGGGAAUCCAAGCCCGAGGAGCCGCCGCCGCCCAAGAAGCUGGCGCUGGACAAGGCCCCAGGCGCAGGGCAGGGCGCGGUGCCGGGACCGCCCCGCAGGCCCCCAGUGGCCGGACCGGCCACGGCCCGCGAGGCUGGCAGUGCGGCCCAGGCGCCCGCGCCGGCUGCGUCCCCGCCGGCCCGCGACACCGCCACCUCCGAACUGGCCGCCGUGAAGAUAGUUAAGCUAGACCCAGGGGACGACAUCAGCUCCCUGCAGCAGGAAAUCACCAUUCUGCGGGAGUGCCGCCACCCCAACGUGGUGGCCUACAUCGGCAGCUACCUCAGAAAUGACCGCUUGUGGAUCUGCAUGGAGUUCUGCGGAGGGGGGUCCCUGCAGGAGAUUUACCACGCCACAGGGCCCCUGGAGGAAAAGCAGAUUGCCUAUGUCUGCCGGGAGGCAUUGAAGGGGUUACACCACUUGCAUUCUCAGGGGAAGAUUCACAGAGACAUCAAGGGAGCUAAUCUCCUCCUCACCCUCCAGGGCGAUGUCAAGCUGGCUGACUUUGGGGUCUCUGGGGAGCUGACGGCGUCGGUGGCUAAGAGACGGUCUUUCAUCGGGACUCCGUACUGGAUGGCCCCCGAGGUGGCGGCUGUAGAGCGCAAAGGUGGCUACAACGAACUGUGUGACGUCUGGGCCUUGGGCAUCACUGCCAUGGAGCUGGGCGAGCUGCAGCCCCCGCUGUUCCACCUGCACCCCAUGAGGGCCCUGAUGCUCAUGUCCAAGAGCAACUUCCAGCCCCCCAAGUUGAGGGACAAAACUCGCUGGACCCAGAAUUUCCACCACUUCCUCAAGCUGGCACUGACCAAGAACCCUAAGAAGAGGCCAACUGCAGAGAAGCUCCUGCAGCACCCCUUCACAACCCAGCAGCUCCCCCGGGCUCUCCUCACCCAGCUGCUGGACAAGGCCACUGACCCCCACCUGAGCGCACCCUCCCCGGAAGACUGCGACCUGGAGACGUACGACCUGUUUCCUGAUACCAUCCACUCCCGUGGGCAGCACGGCCCGGCCGAGAGGACCCCCUCAGAGAUACAGUUUCACCAGGUGAAGUUUGGCGCCCCCCGCAGGAAGGAAACGGACCCACUGAACGAGCCGUGGGAGGAGGAGUGGACGCUGCUGGGAAAGGAGGAGCUGAGUGGGAGCCUACUGCAGUCUGUCCAGGAAGCCCUGGAAGAGAGGAGCCUGACCAUCCGGCCAGCUGUGGAAGUCCAGAUGCCGGAUUCUCCAGACGAAGCCAUGGGAACCAUUAAGCGUGCCCCGUGCUUGGGGCCACCUCACCUCGAGUCUCCAGCUGAGGACUCUCGUGCUGGUCCUCCAGGGACCCUGCCCCUACCUCCACCUGACCCUGACAGUCCCCCGCUGCUUCCCACCACCUGGGCUACCAUGAAGCACCGGGUGGAUCCUGAGAGACCCUCCUGCCACGGGCUCCCCCCAACCCCCAAGGUGCACAUGGGCGCCUGCUUCUCCAAGGUCUUCAAUGGCUGCCCCCUGCGGAUCCAUGCUGCUGUCACCUGGAUUCACCCCAUCACCCGGGACCAGUUCCUGGUGGUGGGGGCAGAGGAAGGCAUCUACACGCUCAACCUGCAUGAGUUGCAUGAGGACACCCUGGAGAAGCUGAUCGCGCCCCGCUGCACCUGGCUCUACUGCGUCAACAACGUGCUGCUCUCGCUGUCAGGGAAAUCCACUCACAUCUGGGCCCACGACCUCCCGGGCCUGUUUGAGCAGCGGCGUCUGCAGCGGCAGGUUCCCCUCUCCAUCCCCACCAACCGCCUCACCCAGCGGAUCAUCCCCAGGCGCUUUGCCCUGUCCACCAAGAUCCCUGACACCAAAGGCUGCCUGCAGUGCCGUGUGGUGCGGAACCCGUACACUGGCAGCACCUUCCUGCUGGCCGCCCUGCCUGCCAGCCUGCUCCUGCUGCAGUGGUACGAGCCCCUGCAGAAGUUCCUGCUGCUCAAGAACUUCUCCAGCCCCCUACCCAGCCCAGCGGGAAUGCUGGAGCCGCUGGUGCUGGACGGGAAGGAGCUGCCGCAGGUGUGCGUGGGCGCCGAGGGCCCCGAGGGGCCCGGCUGCCGAGUCCUGUUCCACAUCCUGCCCCUGGAGGCCGGCCUGACGCCCGACAGCCUCGUCCCACCUGAGGGGAUCCCAGGCUCUGCCCAGCAGGUGAUUCAGGUGGACAGGGACACCGUCCUGGUCAGCUUUGACCGCUGCGUGAGGAUAGUCGAUCUGCAGGGCGAGUCCACAGCCACCCUGGCGCCGGAGCUGACUUUUGACUUCCCCAUCGAGACUGUGGUGUGUCUGCAGGACAGCCUGCUGGCCUUCUGGAGGCACGGGAUGCAGGGCCGCAGCCUGGACACCAACCAAGUGACCCAGGAGAUCACAGAUGAGACCAGGAUCUUCCGAGUGCUUGGUGCCCACAGGGACAUCAUCCUGGAGAGCAUCCCCACGGACAACCCAGGCGCGCACAGCAACCUCUACAUCCUCACGGGCCACCAGAGCAGCUACUGACGGAGCUGGCGGAAGGGCGGAUGGAGGCCCAGGAUUUGGGGCCUGGGCAGGGGGCGCCCACCCCACACCUCUGCAAUAACUGGACCUGAUGAAGCUGCUGUCACCCCUCCCCGCCCCACCCUCCAGGCAGCCAGUCCCCAGGGGCCCGGGGCAGGGGGUUCUGAAUGGGGGGGGAGACACCUGGGUGACCCAUUCCAUGUCUCCCACACUCCCUUUCCUUCGUUUUUUUGCCAAGAGCCUGCCCCUCCCAGCUGCCCCGGGGCAGGCAGUAUUUAAGAGAGAGGACUAUAUUGGUAUUAAAACUGGUUUGAUUUUA
Messenger RNA from Echinops telfairi (small Madagascar hedgehog), 4421 nucleotides. Its product is annotated as mitogen-activated protein kinase kinase kinase kinase 2. The coding region runs from base 110 to 4105 and encodes 1331 amino acids. NCBI's taxonomy places the organism in Eukaryota, Metazoa, Chordata, Mammalia, Afrosoricida, Tenrecidae. The record is from RefSeq and is a predicted model, not a curated record. Gene Ontology annotation, biological process: protein phosphorylation; regulation of transcription by RNA polymerase II; negative regulation of cell population proliferation. Gene Ontology annotation, molecular function: Y-form DNA binding; transcription cis-regulatory region binding; ATP binding. The transcript has 41 exons. Gene Ontology annotation, cellular component: nucleus; chromatin; histone methyltransferase complex.